Messenger RNA from Cydia fagiglandana, 2169 nucleotides. RefSeq lists its product as uncharacterized. Lineage: Eukaryota; Metazoa; Arthropoda; Insecta; Lepidoptera; Tortricidae. The coding region runs from base 1 to 1701 and encodes 566 amino acids. The transcript has a single exon. The record is from RefSeq and is a predicted model, not a curated record.
AUGAUAUUACGGCGAAUAGAACUCGGAAAUAUAUCGGAUGUUACGGUAAUCAAUGUGGAUGUGGAGCUGGUUCAGGCGCUGCACUCCCUGCUGCCGCGCCCGGUGAGGUUCGUCUCCAGAACAUUCUACUGGCCGAACGGUACUGUGUUCAACGACGUCUAUGUCAUUCAGUUCGAGAAUAUUUUCGUAUUCACACAGGGAAUGGACUCCGUCAGACGAGACCCUUUUUGGAAUCCGCGAGCGAAAUUCAUAAUCAUCAUCGAUAAUCUCGAAGAUUACCUUCAAAAUGUAUCGGAUGUUCUUCUACGUAAUCAUAUUUACAACGUCGCUCUUGUUGUUUAUCCGGACGAUCGUAAUGUAUUGAUUUAUACAUUUGGCAAUCAAUACGACGAGUGUAAUCGACCCGUAUUAAAAAUGCUAGAACCGCGGUUUCGUUGUUCAGAAGCUCAGGAUAGAGAUAUCGACGAAAUUUUUAAAUCCGAGUUGAAAUCUAAACUCCUGGGCUGCCAUGUUAAGUUUGUGUCUCACAACUUUUGGCCUUUUGUGUCUUUAGACGGCAGAGACGCCAUUGAGAAUUAUUUGUUAAGACUAAUUCGUGAAUAUGAAGGUAUCACGGUCGAACUCGUAAAUCUCGGAAUUAUUGAACAAUUUGGAUCACGUCUGGAUAACUUUACGUUCACGGGCAUGUUGCACGAAGUUGAGACAUGCCACGUGGAAGGAGCUAUAGGCGGUUACUAUCUAACUUAUGAUAGAGCGUCAAACUUGGAUUUCAUAGACCCUUACAUUAUUGAUAGCCAGAGAAUAAUUCUACCUCGAGCAAAACUACUCGACAAGUGGUCUGGACUCUUCAAACAAUUCGGGGCACUAGCUCACUGGGCGAUUUUUGCAAGUUUUUGCAUAAUCUGUGUCACAGUUACGCUCAUGGGAAUAUUUAGAAAGCAAGUAAGAGAUACGGGUAGGGAUAUCCUCAUCGUCUGGGGUUAUUUCUGCAGCAAUAUAAGUCAACAGAAAGCUAAAUCAGGUAUAGCAUACAGAAUGGUGCUAUUAAAUAUACUUGUCUUCGUGUUCAUGAUAUCAUACGCUGCUCAAGCAUCCUUGCUGGGCGCUACAACGCACCCAAUUCGAGAUUAUCAGCCUAAAAGCCCUGGGGAAGUCGUUUCCAACUACCAGUUACUCAUCACCCCCAACUUAUUCAAUCACUUAUCAAGAUAUUCACAUUUCGACUUGACGAACGCCAGCACAAAUUGCAAUACUACUUUAGAAUGCAUGACGAAGGUCAUGAAUGGUGAUCAUCCCCUGUACACAAUAGCGUCUGAUAUUCACAUUCGUUCCUACGUUUGGAAGUUCGCCGAUAAGAAUGGUGACACAGGGAUCCAUACUAUAAGAGAGCCGGUUGGAACGCUUCUGACGACUAUGUACCUUCGGCGAGGGUCGCCUCUAUUAAGACCCUUGAACAAACUUCUUCGAAGGAUAUAUUAUUCAGGAUUACUGCCAUGGUUUGCAAAUCGACUGCAUUUUGCCGAACGCUUUAAGUACAAGUUUCACGCGCGCAGAGGAAAGCCCCAAUCUUUGAAAGGGUUGAGAGGUGUGUUCAUGAUUUUGGUUUUUGGAUACUGUAUGUCAGCUAUCUCGUUCUUACUCGAAUAUCUACUGUAUGCAUUCAUGGUUUUUUACGGAACAGCCUUCAGACAAAUUAGAUAAAUUGAGGAUGAAUUGUGAUUAGAGAUGCACCGGAUAUCCGGUUACUAUCCGGUAUCCAGCCUUUCCGGCCAUUAUUUUACUAUACGGCCGGAUACCGGAUAGUGACCUACUAUCCGGCCGGAUACCGGAUAGUAACAUUGCUUGAUUUCGGAGUAAACAAAUUGGACUUUAGAAACAGACACGGUCAUAAUCGUAUUUGUAUAUUAUUUUAAAACAAUUUAAUCAUUCCACUGACUUGCACGCGCACUCAUUUCGAACCUAGAAAUGAGUCCGCGCGAACGUUUACUAGGAAACAGGUCAAACCUGCAGAACGCGCACCUGAAAAACCGAAAUGUAGGUAUAGUUCCGCUAGCCGAAUACUCGGCGACCGGAUACCGGAUAUACGGCCGAUGGUCAAGCCGAAUAUCCGGUAUCCGGCCAAACAACUAUCCGUUGCAUCCCCAAUUGUGACAUCCCAUGGUGGGUACC